Solanum lycopersicum (tomato) is the source of this 1352-nucleotide messenger RNA. NCBI's taxonomy places the organism in Eukaryota, Viridiplantae, Streptophyta, Magnoliopsida, Solanales, Solanaceae. The record is from RefSeq and is a predicted model, not a curated record.
AAUUAACUAAGAAGUCAUCUAACAUAACUUUGUUAGUGGAAAAGGGGUUUUUGGUUUUCCGAAUAUCCAAACACAGUCUAUCUAACUCAUUAUACGACGUCGUAAAUGACCACCGGAACCCAUCUCCUCCGCCUACUCGUCUCCUGCCGGAAAAUCACGGCACAGGUGACAACCACCAGCAACGAUACCAUCGUAGCUAUGGCUUCAUCAGCUGAGCAAGAGUUCGCAGCACAGUGUAGAGCCAAGCUCAAUCGAGUGCCUAGGUGCCGCAAUCUCUGGGACACGAAGAUGGCCUCUAGAGUCGGAGAUAAGCUCGGAGAUCGGCUCAGUGAAGUCGGAAUCCACAACUUGGAAAUCGAUGUUGAAGAAGAGCUUAAUAGGCCGGUGCAUUACCGGCAAAUGGUGGCGCCGCUUUUUGAGUCUGUCAAACGCAAGGGCAUCGCCGUCGUUGGAGCUGACAAAUUGGUUUUCUAGUCAAAUUUUGUUUCAAGUUUAAGCUGAUCCUUUAGGAAGUUUUCGAAGCAUAGGUUGGUUCAUGUAAGGUUACACAACUCGUAACAAUUGUGUAUUACCGAUCAUAAAAAGAUGGCCACUUCUAUUGGGGAAAACUCUAAGGAAAGUUCUUCCACUCUAGCAAGGCUUGCUCCUCUUCAAGCCGUACUAUUUGACAUUGACGGAACUUUAUGUGAUUCAGAUCCAUUCCACUAUCUUGCAUUCCGUGAGAUGCUUUUGGAGGUUGGCAAAAGAACAGUUGAAGCCUCAAAAUGGUCUCUACAAGUUGAGAAAGUGGAUAGAAGAUCAUGGUCUGAAACGAGCUGCAGUUACCAAUGCACCUAGAGCUAAUGCUGAACUAUGUAUAAAUCAAGUUGGCCUUGCUGAUUUCUUUGAUGCACUUAUUCUUGGAAGUGAUUGCAAGCAUGCAAAACCAUAUCCCGAUCCAUACUUGAAGGCCCUUGAAGUGUUGAAUGUAUCAAAAGAUCACACAUUUGUAUUUGAGGAUUCUGUCUCAGGAAUAAAAGCUGGGGUGGCUGCUGGAAUGUCUGUCAUUGGUUUGGCGAACCGGAAUCCAUCUCAGUUACUUAUGGAAGCAAAACCUGUUUUUCUUAUUAAAGAUUAUGAAGAUCCAAAGUUAUGGGCAGCUCUUGAGGAGAUUGACAAGAAGUUUGCCACCAGAAAGACUACAACAUGAGGCAUAUACAAUUAAGAGGUGAAAGUUGGACAAAGAACUUACUCACAUUCUAUGUUUACAAUUGAGUGUACUUUAUUGCAUAGAUAGUGACAAUUUGUACAGCAAAACUGCAUGAUGUUGGUUACACCUAAUUUUAUGAUAUUUGCUUUAAAGUUUGAAUUCA